ACAAUAAUAAUGAUUUUUUCUUAUUUGUAUGGGGGAGAACCCUUCGUAUUUUGGCGGGAGAGCAGACUGGAAAAGCGAGGAGGAUUAUUUCUGGCGUGGCAAUGAUGGGAAAGAGUAAGGGAGCAGGGGUCGAGAAUGAUGGACUGGAGAUUACUGCAAUCGGCUCCGUGUACAAAGGUCCAUGGGAAAAGAAAUACUGGAGUUGUUCCAGGGGAAGGUAUCGACACCCCUAUCCCAUUGGAUAUCAGGCAAUUCGUAAUCAUUCUGGACAAAUGUAUAAAAUGGAAAUACAGGAGGGUGACAAGGGACCAGUAUUUGUGGUUAUUUCUGAGGAAGGGAUUCCUUGUGUUGGGGACACUCCAACUAUUGCCUGGGAAAAAGUCCAAACGCGAAAGACUUUACGAUUCCAAAAGCGGCAUAGAAGUCAAUUCUCAAGAGUUGAUGGUGCUGAGCUUUUUGGAUUUACAAAUCCAUUGGUUCAACGAUUGUUUCGUGAACUUCUGGCAAAUGGAAAUGAGACUUCUAAGCAGAGUGACACAGAUAUUCACCAGCAUGAGGAAACUCCGGGCUCAGGUUUUGGGCAACUUCCACUUGUGACAACAGAAGGAUCAAUGAGAGAAAAAUGCCUGAAGCUUGUCAAAGGGAAGUCUGUUGGGACUUCAUGCCUAGAAUCUCCCAAGAGUAAUAAGGAUAGUGGUAGUCCUGCUGCAUCAAUUCAGAAUGGUGGUGUAAUAGAUCAGUCUCACCAAUACUUUGAAGUUACAGGAAAAAUUAGGUUGUGUGUUGCAGAAACAAAGGACAUCCUGGAAGACACAAAACCAUUAAAUCUAUCACAGAUGUUGAAAGAUACAAAAGUGAAUUUUAAUGGUAUUAUGAAUAACAAAGAAGACACUGCAUAUGGGCCUAUGCUUUCAGAUUUGCCUGGCUAUCUGAGAGAAAUGGGAAGUUCACACUAUGAACAUGAGGAUACAUUAGAGACAUGCAUAAAAAAUCUAGAAGUCAAUGGGGUGAAUCAAAAAUUCGGUGUUGAUCUUGGGAAGGGCACUCUUGAAGGUUUUGAAUUAGAGACAGGUUGCACAAAUCCAUUCACAGUAAAAGAUGAACUGCUAGCUGAUUCCAUGACCGCUGCUUCUGUACAGGUGGCUAAAGAUGUAUUAGAAGAGAUAAAGGACAAUGGGAUGCUGAAGGAUAGCAAAUCUAAUAAAAUAACUUGUUUAACAAUUGUGACUCCUCCAGAGGCUAAUUCUGAAACUCCUCCAAUAGAGCCAGUGAUUUCCAAGGAGUGCAAUUUUAGUCUCUCACAAAAGGUUACACAAUAUAGUGCUACUCAAUCAUCAGACGGAAAUAUUGACAAGGGAGAUUCAGAUUCCAUGGGUCAGGAGUUAGCUAAGUCAAUGAUGAUAGUGCUUCUACCACAAGCAUUGCCUUUGAUUAAACAAGCUGACAAGAAGAGAAAAAAGAUUAAAUUAAGUGAAGGUGGAGAUGUUUCUUCUCUUGCUAAACAUGAUCGUCUUGAAUCGGUAGAUGAACUGCAUACAGAAAGAAAGGAUGCUCAAAAUUUAUCAAGUGAAAUGCAUGUAGUUUCUAAUCUUCAAAUCUGUGAAGAUACACACAUAGACAGUGGAUUAUCUUUUGGGAUAGCUGUUACCAAUUGUGGACUUGGUAUGGAAUCUCAAACCUUAUGUAUAAAGGCUUCAAACGAAGAAUUCUCUUAUUGUGACACAUCUAUACCGGGAGCAGGUGAAAAGACAAUGCUGUCUGAUGCAGUGUCCUCUUAUGCAGAUUCAGAAUUUGAAAAUAUUGUAUGUGUUAGUAAAAUGGAUCAUACUGGGGGAGGACCAUCAUUAACAAACUUCUGCCAUGAUAAAGAAAUGCCCUUUAUUCAAGCCAUUAAUGUACUGCAAGUGUCCAAGGCAGGUUGCACUAACCUGGUAGAGGCUGGCAUUGAACAAAAGUUACACAAAUCAAAAUUAUGUGAGAGUACAGAUAAGGAUUGUGCAGUCAUAGAAGAUGUUGUUCCAGACAGUUUUGAGGAUGAAGAGUAUUUGCGUGACAACUUAAACAGAAAUUCAUAUGUUGGUGAACUACAAACUUCAUUUAAAAGUCAUAAUCUACCUGCUGUAAAUACGGAGGCAGAUCCAGAAGCAUUGGGCAAGCCUUCUGUGAUAUUGGAAGAAGUCAGUGAUGUUCAGAAAUUUGGCUGCAGUACUGAUAAUAUGGAUGUCAAUCUGAGAAGAAAGAAUAGUUUAUGCUGUUCAAGAGAAUCUGAUGUUAAAGAAGAUAUUAUAAUGCCAAAAUCUGUAGAUUAUAAGGCAAUUCGAGGAAUAUGUAUAAAUGAUGGUUACACGAACAGUCUUAGCACUCAAGUUACAGCAUUCAAUGAAUUCAAUCCUGAUAAGAGUGUAAAACGUGAAUCUAUUGCUGUUCUCGAUCACUCUACUGUGGCACUGAUUCUAGAUCAGAGACAUGGUGAAGGAGAUCAUUUCGUCAAUCAGAUUGACCAAAUGGCAAAAUAUGAAUGCAAUGAACACGACCUUCGUAUCCUUGAUUACAAGGAAAAUAUUCAUGAUGAGAAGUCUCACUGUGUAGAUUGUGAAUGUAAAGCAGGGCAGUUCUGUGGCCUACAAGAACAGGAUAGCAUGCCACUUUGGGAAUCAGGUAUAUGCAACCCUGAAAAAAAUUCACAUGAUGCUUAUUCAGCUAAGCGGCAGCAGGCUAGGGAUUCAUCUCAUGAUUUACAAGUCAUUUCUGCCCAAGUUAAUAUAUCUGUACCUUGUUGCCGAACUACUAAUAAUGGUUUGGUUCAGGGUAGAGCUUUUGAUCAUAGUUCUUUUGAUAAAAAAUCAACUGCAGAAGAGAAUUUGCAUAUUAAGUCUAGUGGGCAGUUUACAGAUAAAGAAUGUUCUUAUAAGGUAUUAACUUCUUGGGCUGAUUGUAUCUAUGUUUCUCAGUCGUUAUUUAAAGAAAAGCCUGAUUUCAGACUCCCUGAGGAAACUCCAGGCAUCUCUAUAGGAACUUCUCAUUGUAAGCAGACCCAGAUUUCUGACACAUUUUCUGAUACACAUGUGAUAUUUCCUCCAGUUAGCAACUUAGAGAUGUAUGCACAUAUGACCAUGGAUGUAGCCAAUCAUCAAGGAGUUGAUUGUUUUGGGCAUGUAAUUACAGGCAAAACAAAUUCAAUCUGUUAUAAAGAUUUUAAAUCUGCAUCCUGUUGUCAAAGUAUAUGGGUAGACAGCUUGAGCACAGAGUUAAAAGGCUUUUGCUCAGUCUCCACUUUUUCAGAUAUGCCACCUUCCAUUGUAGAACCUCAAACUGUUUUGAACAGUAAUUAUUCUGAAGAUGUCUGCCAUAGUCAGGAUAUUCAAAUGAAUGCUCAACAACAAGCUUAUGAAAAUAAACAGGAUAUUUCAUCUACUGAGCUUGUAGGUUGCUAUGAACAUUCUAUCCCAGUAAUUUCAAUGUUGCUGAGUGUUCAUGGAGUAGACAUACGUCUUUGUGUUGUAUGCGGUGUUGCACAAGAAAGGCAAAGGAGUAUCUUCAUCUACAAGGUGGUGGUUGGAGAUGCCUCAGGCAAUUGCUCUUGGCUUAUUGGCUAUGCAGUAGCUAUGCUUCCAGAUGUGGAAUAUUACUUGGAUACAAAGUCUACAGUUGACAGGUAUGGAAUACAGCUCACGCCGGGUGGAGAGAACUUAAUUCUUCUGGAGAGCAUCGAAGUUCAAAAUAUGAGGGAACCAAAAAUAAAUUGUCUACGGUCACAAUGUCUCUCACAAGGCCAAUGUAAAGGGCAUGGGGUUAAAUUGGUCUCAGUGAAAGAUGCUCAUGUUUCCGUAUUAACAGUGUUAUCUUCCACGGAGAGCAUGUACUGUGUAUUAGUUUCUGCAUCACAGUCUAUCAUUGCAGCUGGAGAAAAUGGAAUUAUACAUGUAUGGAAUAUGGACACGAGUUGGAGCAAGUGUUUGGAGGAAUUUGUUCUUACAAGUUCUGACCAUACAAGUUCAAUAUGGGAAUUAUUGGCUGUCCCUCAUCUUUCACAUCUUAUAAUUGGCCAUGAUUGCAGCGGCUGCUAUGUUAUUUGGGAUAUAUCACGGUGUGUUAUGCUUUCAAACUUCUGGAGUGUGGAUUACAAUAUUUUUCAAUCUAUUGCUUUGGGUUGCGUGACACAAAAUAGUCAUGACAAUAUGAGUUGGAGUUUUACAGAUUGUGAACUUCUAGAUAAGGCUAAGAAUCACAAGGACUUGAAAGACAACAUGAUGUCAAGGGAAGAGGCAGAAUCAAGAAUGGGAGGGAACAAGUUUCCUUUUUCCCAUGCAUAUUUUUGUGAAGAAAAUACAGCAGUUUGUCUUCUGGUACUUGCUGCACCAAAUAAAGAUGAAAUUCAAACAAAUCAAGAUCAAUAUUAUUAUGGAUUAAAGCAAAGAGGAUUGUGGAGGUUUGCAUUGCUGGAAAACAAUGUUUUGCUGGUGGGGAGUAUUUUGGAUGAAAGGGCUUCUGCUGUAUCUAUGUUAUCCCAGAGUGGAGUUAUAGGAACAUCUGAAGGUUAUAUAUACAUUUGGGACGCAAUGACUGGAAGAAAGAUCUUUACUUCAAGAGAUUUCGAAGGUGUGCAUAUCUCGUGCAUCUCUCAGAAUCAGAUGCCAGGUGCAUUUGCAGUUGCAGGGAGUAAUAAUCGGGUACUCCUUUAUGCACAAGUGUUAGGGUCAUCAAAUAGCUAUAUAUUGGGAAACAAGUGAAUUCAAGGAUAUUGUACAGCAUGGCAUUUGGGUAUCUCAUCAAUUGGUCCUUUUUUUUUUUGUAAACAUUGAACAUAUUAUAAAAGUCCGUUCUGUAUGUGAUUUUUUGUGAAAAAGGACAGAUGCUCCAAUAUUCUUUAUGCAAAGUUUGAUUUUUCAUAUUCAAUAGUUUUCAAAUCUGUACUUGCAUUGGCUUGAGAUAUGAACACAGCUGAACCUUGAAGUUGAUUCU
Cryptomeria japonica (Japanese cedar) is the source of this 4962-nucleotide messenger RNA. RefSeq lists its product as uncharacterized. NCBI's taxonomy places the organism in Eukaryota, Viridiplantae, Streptophyta, Pinopsida, Cupressales, Cupressaceae. Gene Ontology annotation, molecular function: protein binding. Gene Ontology annotation, biological process: regulation of cell cycle. Bases 102 to 4730 code for a protein of 1542 amino acids. The record is from RefSeq and is a predicted model, not a curated record. The transcript is spliced from 13 exons. Gene Ontology annotation, cellular component: nucleus.